AGCCGCAGUUGGUGACAGAAGAGGUAGUAGUAGAAGAAGAAGAAGGGACAUUAUUGAAACCGUCGAAGAAGAAUCGAAGCAGCAUGGACCAUGGCAGGAAAUAUCCACAACACCACGGCUCCGAUAAGUAGCUCUUUGUCCAAACUACAGGCGCUAAAUGGAUUGUUUGCGAUAUAUAAAAAACAAGGGCCGACAUCCGCAGACGUGUUAAAUACACUCAAAGAAGUUUUACUCAAAGAAGCCGGAGUGAAAAACCCAAACCCGCGAAAGAGGAAGAAGCCGAGCCUGAAGAUGGGGCACGGAGGGACGCUGGACAGUACGGCCAGCGGGGUGCUGGUUGUUGGUGUUGGUAAUGGCACAAAGAUGCUCAGUACAAUGUUGGCUGGUUCUAAGAAAUACGUGGCCGUGGGUGAACUGGGGAAAGCGACAGACAACCUGGAUGCCUCUGGCAGUGUGGUUCUGGAGAAAGACUUUGAACACAUUACCAGCUUGGACAUCGAGGAGAAACUGAAAGCUUUCACAGGAGACAUCAUGCAAGUUCCUCCACUCUACUCUGCGCUGAAGAAAGACGGCCAGCGACUCUCCGUCCUGCUGAUGAAAGGUCACAAGGUUGAGGCCAAACCCGCCAGACCGGUGACAGUGCACAACCUGAGCUUGCAGGAGUUCAAGCCUCCCCUCUUCACCCUGGAUAUCGAGUGUGGCGGUGGAUUUUACGUCAGAAGCUUGGUGGAUGACCUAGGAAAAGCUCUGUCAUCGUGCGCUCACGUGAAGGAACUGAUCCGGACCAAGCAGGGUCAGUUCACCCUGGAGGAGCAUGCCCUGCACGAGGAGCAGUGGACGCUGGAACACAUCCUGCGCUCUCUGCAGCCCUGCUCGUAACCGAAAGCCUCCAGGAGCUAACACCUGAGGGGCCUCUGAACGGGACCACGCGACCACGCGACCACUAGCUGGGGCCGCUGUCGUUCUGUCGGUCGGUCUGUUGGCAGUCAUGGGUCGCCUGCUGGGCUCUCCCAGCCCAGAGAACGUGCACAUGAUGCUUUGGAGCUGGAUGGGGCCCAAGCUGCACAAGCUGCACUGGGGAAUUCCACUCUUCCCUCCCUUUUCUCUCACCUGUUAUUUAAAUAUUCAGAUGAUGUUCUGAUAAUACUGUCAACAGGCCCUCCUGUACACUUCCCUAUUUGUGAUGUACAGUUAUAGACAUUUCAGGAAUCCUCUCCACCAUAUAUAAAAAUAAAGUAUCCAGUAGGACAAUGCCACAGUGAAGUAGUUUCUGCUUCCAGCAACAAUUGUAUUAAGUCUCUAAGAUAAGCAGAAUUUUUUUGUUUCACUGUCAUCACUUCCUGCCCUGUGACGGGGACAUUUAAGGGCCAGAAUAGAGGUGUAUACGUUUCAUAUUUAAUAUUUCUCUUUUCCUUGCUUUGACACCUUUUUAUUUAUAUUUCCUUAAGCAGAUAAUUACUUCUAGUCAUGGGGAGCGUCUUAAAGGGCCAGUGUGCAGGAUGUAAAUGCAUCAAGAGGUGACCAACCACUUCAAAUCAUUAGGUCAUACUGUGAUACAAGUCCAUAUUGAAAAUAAUGUUCCAAAAUUGUGACUCAUUUUUUAUAAUUCUCCAGAAUGAGCUUCUCAUAUAUAUAUAUAUAUAUAU
Messenger RNA from Pungitius pungitius (ninespine stickleback), 1646 nucleotides. It is a transcript of the gene trub1, whose product is annotated as TruB pseudouridine (psi) synthase family member 1. Gene Ontology annotation, molecular function: pseudouridine synthase activity; RNA binding. Gene Ontology annotation, cellular component: mitochondrion. The record is from RefSeq and is a predicted model, not a curated record. Gene Ontology annotation, biological process: tRNA modification; mRNA pseudouridine synthesis. The transcript is spliced from 8 exons. Lineage: Eukaryota; Metazoa; Chordata; Actinopteri; Perciformes; Gasterosteidae. Bases 91 to 879 code for a protein of 262 amino acids.